AUGCGGCUGUUAGUUGGUUUCGUCCUUGUUACAUAUAUCAUCAAUUGUGCAAUUUGUAUCCCGGUGACUGAUGAAAGUAGCAGACUUCUACUCAAUUCCGCUACUAUUCAAUCAUUAUGGCCACAAAUUCAACAAUUGAUACCUCAAAUUCAACAAUGGGUACCUCAAAUUCAACAAUUAUUAACCAGUGACAAAGUACAACAAUUACAACAACAGUUUUCCGGUUUAUUGUUGAACGCCCUUGGACACCAAGUCAAUGUUCACACUCUUGCACAACAGGUUCAGAAUCUAGUAAGUCAAUACUUGCCCCAAACUGCAUUACAACGAAUUGAUUUCGACGCCGCCGCACGAGGUUGGUUCGACGAUUUUCUCAAUGUAGUACAAACUAUUGCUCCUAUUGUUGUUCCAAUUAUAACGAUGAUUGGUAAGCGUGAAGUUGGUGAUGAACGACUAGAUAUUCAGUCAUUAUUCCAACAAAUUCAACAAUUGAUACCUCAAAUUCAACAAUGGAUACCGCAAGUUCAACAACUAUUAAACAGUGAUAAAUUACAACAAUUACAACAACAGUUUUCCGGUUUAUUAUUGAACUCCCUUGGACACCAAGUCAAUGUUCACACUCUUGCACAACAGGUUCAGAAUCUAGUAAGUCAAUACUUGCCCCAAACUGCAUUACAACGAAUUGAUUUCGACGCCGCCGCACGAGGUUGGUUCGACGAUUUUCUCAAUGUAGUACAAACCGUUGCUCCUAUUGUUGUUCCAAUUAUAACGAUGAUUGGUUAG
Didymodactylos carnosus is the source of this 780-nucleotide messenger RNA. The record is from the annotation of a GenBank genome assembly. Lineage: Eukaryota; Metazoa; Rotifera; Eurotatoria; Philodinida; Philodinidae.